CUCUUUGGUCAAGCCGGUCGGCUGUCGCUUGAUGUUCUUGUGCCCUCUGGAAAAGAAGAGACGAAUGUUGGAAGUAUUUCUCGACAGCCAACCUUGUGUGGCGGCGGGACGCGUACAGAGCGGCCAUCAAGGCUUCGUGCUCCGCAGCUUUGACUGCUGCGAGUUCCUCUUCUCUCGUCCGCACUGCGCCGCCCUUUUUGUCUUUUGAAUACCAGGUCAAGUCUUUGCCUUUCUGCCAUCGUCCCACUGGCGCCAUCAAGGAGUUCCCUGAUGAGAGAGAGAGAGAGACAGAGCAGCGCAUGACUCCAGCACUUGCUGACUUCACUGACAGUUUGGCUGUGCAACUCCCCUCACUGUACAGCACUCGUACAUGACAGGAAGUGUCAGAUCCAGCUAAUGUCAACAGGAGGAGUCGGUCACAGAGAAGCGCAUCACUGUCUGUGGACUCGUCCAACUUCCUGCCAACAUGAGCGGCGAGGCUUAUAUUUGGGUUCAAAGUCUCUUCAUUAAAAGCACGGCGUCUGAGUGACACCGGUCCAAAAGGGGCUGACAACGUUUCUCUGGAGGCCCAGCGGAGCGAGAGAGAGGGCUUUUCCUCCGGGGUCAUCCACGGAACCGUCGAUUGGUUGCUCUCCACACAGACGCCAGGUGCGCUGACGGUCGACGGAAGAGCUCCGAGAGCAGCGGUCAAGUGCGCCCGAGCUGCCUGCCAUGAGGGAGGCCACCAACAGAGUGACGUCAUGACGCAGGCAGCGCCGCCAGCGCUCAUGGCUCUCGCAUCAAAGAGAAGGGAGGCAGGAAACGUCCACUGACGCUCGGAAUCGCUAGACCCUGAUGUACGUGAGAUAUUUUACCAGGCUAUUUUCAGCGAUGGCUGGUCCCAGGCCCGUGGUUCUGAGCGGCCCGUCCGGGGCCGGCAAGAGCACCCUGCUGAAGAAGCUGAUGAAGGAGUACGACAGCGUCUUUGGAUUCAGCGUCUCCCACACGACCAGAAGUCCUCGACCUGGAGAAGAGAACGGCAAAGACUAUCACUACGUCUCGCGGGAGGCCAUGCAGGCGGCCAUCGCACGAGGAGACUUCAUCGAAAACGCCGAGUUCUCUGGGAACCUGUACGGCACCAGCAAGGCGGCGGUGCAGGCGGUGCAGGCCAAGAACCUCAUCUGCAUCCUGGACAUCGACAUGCAGGGCGUGCGCAACAUCAAGAGGACGGACCUGGACCCCAUCUACAUCUCCAUCCAGCCGCCGUCCAUGACCGUGCUGGAAACCCGCCUGAGGGACCGGCAGACCGAGUCGGAGGAGAACCUGCAGAAGCGACUGCGGGCAGCCGAGGUGGACAUGGAGCUGAGUAAGGAGCCCGGGAUGUUCGACGUGGUCAUCAUCAACGACCGUCUGGAGGAGGCGUACGGGAAGCUGCAGGAAGCUCUGCUGGAGGAAAUCCACAAAGUGAGGAAGCUCAGCUCGUCGUAGGCGCCUCGGUCCGCCUCCGUCCGCCUCCGGUCGCCAACAUUCCCUCCAGCGGCGGCCGGCGCGGCUCCGAGGCUCCCGGGCAGCGCCCCCUAGGUUUACAUGUAGUAGUUUGGCAGCGGAUUGACUCGUAGGAAUCCUUCACUUCUGACAGUGGCGGGACUGGGCCUGGUGGCGGAAGCAUUCCGGCGGCGGGUGGACGCCGCCUCACCUCAGCGCCGCCAGGCGCUCGGCCGCUUCUGCUCGCGUGGCUUCUGUGUUUGUGGUGUGAAUCCAACCUGUGCAGUGUGGAGCUUCACCUCCCGACUCAGAGCAACAGCCUUGACUGUCUGCCCCCCCCCCCCCCCCCCCCAAAACAGUUGGAGAAAAAUAAAAAACCUCACUGGACGACAUUUUUUUAAGUAAAUGCGGGGAAAAAAACAAAGGAGAUGAAAGCAAUGAGACUUUUUUAAAUGCACAUUUUUCUUUAAAUGCUAUGAAAAAAAAUGUUUUUUGAACCACUGGCAGAUUUUUUUUAAUCACUUAUUUAAAAUAAGGACAAUUCACAAUCAGAGUUUUUUUUUAACAUCUAAAAUAUUUAAUAACGGAUAAAAACAUUUUUGAAAAAUCAAGGAUUUUUGGAAUCACUGAGAAAAAAAAUCACGAGGCGAAAAUUAAUUUUCAAAAAGUCAAAAAAAAAUAUGCGAAAAUGUUUUUGAAAUAACUAAGAUUUUUUUAAAAUCCAAAAGUAUUUUAAAAUAUGACUGAUAAUACAUUAUUAUUAUUAAUCAUUAUUUUUAAUCAAUCAAAAAAAUUUUUUUUAAUCUCUUGGAGAAUAUUUUUAAUAAUUUGCAGAGAAAUUAUUAUAAAAAGACGUAGGGAAAGGAAAUCACUGCGAGAAAAAUCACUGGGAUAAUGUUUUUUUUGUUUCUUUAAAAGUCACAGGAAGAAAAAUUAUAUUAAAAAUGGUAUACGUAUUUUUCGAAUCAUUAGGUGAAAAAAAAAAUCACUGCAGGAAAAACACUGGGAAAAUUAACAAAAAUUUGGACAAAAAUCACUGACACUUUUUUAAAAUCACACAGAGAAAAAAAUGAUGGAGAAAAUUAUAAUUUAAAUUUAAAUUAAAAACGGAUGAGGAAAAAUAAAAAAUGUCACUGGAAGACUUUUUUUUAAGUAAAUGCAGGGAAAAAAACAGCAACAAAGAGAAAAAAGCAAUGAGAUUUUUUUAAGUGCACAUUUUUCUUUAAAUGUGCUGAAAAACAAAUGUUUUUUAAACCACUGGCAGAUUUUUUUUAUUCACUGGGAGGGAAAUUAUUAUAAAAAUUCUGAGAUUUUUAAAAAAUAUUUAAUUUGAGAAAAAAUGUAAAUCAAAAUCAAUGGGAGAAAAUGAAUGCACUAGAAUUAUAAAAGAAAAUGUAAUAAUAAUAUAUAAUAAUAAUAAACAUUUUAAUAACAGAUAAAAAAAAAUGUUUGAAUCAAUGGGAAAAAAAAUCACGAGGAGAAAAUGAAUUUAAAAUUACUGAGAGAAAAUUAAAAACCUACUUGGAAAAAAACAUCUUAAACAAAAUCACUUAUUUUUUAAUUAAAAAAAUGACUGCGGAAAAAAAUGUAUUAACCAAAUGAUUGGGAGAUCGAUGCACUGGGAGAAGGUUUAAAAACAUUUUCAAAGAUUACCGUGGAAAAAAAAAUCACUGCGAAAAUGUUUUUUUUUAAUCACUGAGAAAUUAUUUUUAAUCAAUUGAAAAAAAAAAAUGACUCAUUUGCAGAAAAAUUAUUUUAAAAAGACGGAGAGAAAAGAAAUCACUGAAUCAAAAAAACACUGGGAGAAUUUCAAGUCAGAGAGAAUAUUUUCAUAUUAUCACUGCGAGAAUAUUUUUGUUUUUUUUAAAAAAUUACAGGAAGAAAAAUUAUUUUAAAAAAAGCGUGGUUUAUGGAUUUUCAAAUCACUAGGUGAAAAAGAAUUAACAAAAAAUACUGAGGGAAAAAUCACUGACACUUUUUAAAAAUCACUUUUUUAGUCAAUGAAAGAAAAUAAAAAAAAAUCUAAGGAGAAUUUUUUUUUUCUAAUGAAGGAAUUCACUUAGAGAUUUUCUGUAAGAAAAAAAUAUUUCAAAAUCAUAUAGGAGAAAAAAAUAAAGGAGAAAAUUAUAAUUAUAUUUACUUUGAGAAAAAAGUAAAUCAUAAUCAUUGGGAGAAAAUGAAAGCACUAAAAUUAUAAAAUAAAAUGUAAUAAUAAUAUAAUAUCAUAAAAAUAAAUAUUUUAAUAACGGAUAAAAAUAUUUUUGAAAAAUCAUGGAUUUUUGAAAAAAAAAUCUCGAGGACAAAAUGAAUUUAAAAUUACUGGGAGAAAAUUAAAAACCUACUUGGAAAAAAAUCCCAUCAAGAAUUUUUUUUUUUUUUUUUUAAAGGGUAAAUAUUUUGAGAAAAAUAAAAAAAUAAGAUUUUUUACAAAAUCAUUGCGGAAAAAAACGUAUUAAUCAAAUCAUUGGGAGAUCGACGCACUGGGAGAAUUUUUAAACACAUUUUCAAAGAUUACUGUGGAAUAAAAAUCACUGCGAAAAUGCUUUUUUUUAAUUCAUGAGACUUUUUUUUUUUUAUUAUUUAUUCAUUUGCAGAUAAAUUAUUUUAAAAAGAGGGUGAGAAAAGAAAUCACUGAGUCUGAAAAACACUUUGAGAAUUUCAAGUCACUACAAGAAAUGUUUCUUUGUUUUUUAAAAAUCACAGGAAGAAAUAUUAUAUAAAAAAAAUAAAGCCUGGUAUAUGUAUUUUUCAAAUCACUAGGUGAAAAAGAAUGAACAAUUUUUUUUUUAAUUAAAAAAAAAAUCACUGGGAAAAAAAAAAAUCAAAGGUGAUUUUUUUUUCUAAUCAAGAAAAUCACUUGGAGAUUUUCUGUAAGAAUUAUUACAAUUACAAUGAUAAAUUAUAAAAAACAAAAAUAAAUAACGUCACUGGUGUAAAAUGUAAUAAAAAUCAGGUUUUUGAAAUCACUGAGAUUUUUAAAUGAAAAAAUAUAUUAAAAUAUCAGAUUUAAAUAAAAUCUAUCUAUCUAUCUAUAUAUGAAUACAUAUAUUAAUGUAUAAAAUAUGUAAAAUCACUGGCAUAGAAAAUAUUUUUUGAGUCACUGAACAAAAUCACUUGAAACGUUUGACUGGGAGUUUUUUUUUAUUAUUUUAAUCAAUCAGAAAGAAGUAAUUUUCAAUUAUUUUUUUUAAAUCGCUGAGAUUCACUGGGAGGACGUUUUGAAAAAAAAAGCACUUUUCCUUCAUCCUUGACUUUUGGCCCAGAUCCACAUGGAGUUUGUGACAAGUCUGGGACUGGAGUUUUCCUUCUCCAGCUUCACACACACACAGCGACACACAGCGACACACAGAGAGUCACACAGAGAGUCACACACACACACACACACACACACAGACAGAGAGUCACAGACCAGCGUCGUGGACACAGACAUUUAUUCACUGCAGUUCAGCGACAGCACGUUCACGCGGCCUCGUGACGCUCGGCACUCGAGUCUCUUCGGCACGUGUUUUGCUUCACACCAAUGAACAUGCUUCACACCCGGAGGUCACCUGGAGGGCAGCGUCACAUCUCUUCAUGAAGAUCCAAAUCACAAGGAGCCAACCGGCCGGAGGAGGGUCAGGCCCGGCGCAGCCACCGGAGGGCGCUGCAGAGAAGGCUCUGCUCCAGCCUCAUCUCCACUGGCGGCGACACACGGGUGCGACCGACGUGGGCUCACAGUCCAGUUAGCCGCGUUGCUAACACCUCCGCGCUAAUCACAGCAAAGACAAGUCGCUAGCUUCUAAUGUUUGACAGACGCGCGCGCUGUGACCGGAUGCCGCGCUCCUCCUCUUCUCUUGCUACUGCUGGUGGAAGCGGCUGAUCUGCAGCGUGACGGCCUCGCCCGGCGGCGUGCAGCCCGAGGUCUGCGUGGAGAGGCGGGUGCGGAAGCUGCGCUGGCCGCCCUCCUCGCGCUGCACCUCGCAGCAGUAGGACGGCCGCACCUGCAGCUGGGCCUGGCUCACCUGCACGCGCCGCUCCGU
This is a messenger RNA of Synchiropus splendidus (mandarinfish), 5483 nucleotides long. RefSeq names its product guanylate kinase 1a (gene guk1a). Gene Ontology annotation, cellular component: cytosol. The transcript is spliced from 8 exons. The record is from RefSeq and is a predicted model, not a curated record. Gene Ontology annotation, molecular function: GMP kinase activity. The coding region runs from base 835 to 1467 and encodes 210 amino acids. Gene Ontology annotation, biological process: purine nucleotide metabolic process. NCBI's taxonomy places the organism in Eukaryota, Metazoa, Chordata, Actinopteri, Syngnathiformes, Callionymidae.